AUGGCUGAGAAUGGAACUGCCAGCGCCAACAAGGCUUACUUCAAUAAGCUGGCUGCCGAGUACGACACGAAGUACGAAAAGACUAUUCUGCAGCUUGAAAAGGAGAUUCGCAAGCGCAAGGACUUCAUCGGCGCAGAUUGGGUGAUUGACGAUGACGAUGAUGAUGACAGCGAGAGCGCAGCACAGUCGACGGCGGCGAAUGGUCGGUCUGUGAGACUUCUUGAUUACGCUUGUGGAACGGGUUUGAUAUCGAGGGCCCUCGCGCAGUUCACGACGCAUUGCGUCGGCAUAGACAUUUCGGAAAACAUGGUGGCGGCCUACAACGCCCGGGCCGAGAACCAGGUACGUUGGAAAGACGAUUCUGAUUUUUGUCUGGUUCAAGGCCUCACCGCCGACGAAAUGCACGCCUACCAAGGCAACCUCACGGACCCUUCCGACCCGGCCCCCGCGGCGUUCGCUUCCGACGACGGCCGCUUCCGCGACUUUGACGUUGCCGGUGUCGGUCUCGGGUUCCACCACUUUGAGGACCCGGAGCUCUCGGCCCGCCGGCUGGUGGAGAGGCUGAGGCCGGGCGGGGUGUUCAUCAUUCUCGAUUUCCUGCCGCACGAGAAGAUGGAUCACGCGUUGCCUGCUGCGCAUACGGUUAUGCAUCACGGGUUUUCGGAGGAGAGGAUGAGGAGUAUCUUUGAGCGGGCUGGUGCGGGCGGGGAUUUCAGGAUGGAGGAGCUUGGGAGUGGUGUUGUUUUUGGGGGGCAUGGGCAUGGACAUGGAGACGGUCAUGGACACGGGCAUGGGGAGGAAAAGGAACAUGAUCAUGGCCAUGGCUCGGGACAGGGGAUGAAGAGGCGGGUGUUCUUGGCGCGGGGAACAAAGGCGUAG
Messenger RNA from Colletotrichum lupini, 879 nucleotides. RefSeq names its product methyltransferase domain-containing protein. Lineage: Eukaryota; Fungi; Ascomycota; Sordariomycetes; Glomerellales; Glomerellaceae. The transcript has 4 exons. The record is from RefSeq and is a predicted model, not a curated record. The coding region runs from base 1 to 879 and encodes 292 amino acids.